GCCGCUCCCCCCACAGGGACCAUGUCCACCCGGCGCCUCCGCAGCGAGGACUACAAUGACUACAGCUCCACGGACGUCACGCCCGAGGGGAGCCCACCCGACGGCAUGAACGGCUUCGCCCACCCUGAGUCCUACCAGCGCUUUGGGGAGACCAACGGCACAACCUGGUACCAGACCCUGAUCCACCUCCUGAAGGGGAAUAUCGGGACGGGGCUGCUGGGGCUGCCUCUGGCUGUGAAGAAUGCCGGCAUCCUGCUGGGUCCUCUGAGCCUGCUGGUGAUGGGAGUCGUGGCUGUGCACUGCAUGGGCAUCCUGGUGAAGUGCGCCCAUCACUUCUGCAACAGGUUCCAGAAGCAGUUUGUGGACUAUGGAGGUGCCGUGAUGUACGGGCUGGAGGCAACUCCCAGCGCAUGGCUGCGGACACAUGCCAUCUGGGGAAGGCGUAUGGUGGGACUUUUCCUGAUCAUCACUCAGCUGGGUUUCUGCUGUGUGUACUUUGUCUUUCUGGCUGACAAUCUGAGACAGGUCGUCUCUGCUGCAAACGGCACCACCAAUGACUGCAGCUCGAACAGGACGGUGGUGAUGACCCCCACCAUGGACUCCCGGCUGUACAUGCUUUCCAUCCUGCCUUUCGUGGUGCUGCUCACCUUCAUCCAGAAUCUCAAGGUCCUGUCCGUCUUCUCCAUGCUGGCCAACGUGGCCAUGCUUGUCAGCCUUGUUGUGAUCUACCAGUACAUCGUCAGGGACAUUCCUGAUCCCAGAGACCUGCCUCUAGCAGCAGCCUGGAAGACCUACCCCCUGUUUUUUGGCACCGCGAUCUUCGCUUUCGAAGGCAUCGGCGUGGUGCUGCCUCUGGAGAACAAGAUGAAGAAGCCCCGGCAGUUCCCAGUCAUCCUCUAUGUGGGGAUGACCAUUGUCACCAUCCUGUACAUCAGCCUGAGUGUCCUGGGGUACCUGCGCUUCGGGGCAGACAUUCAGGCCAGCAUAACACUCAACCUGCCCAACUGCUGGCUGUACCAUGCUGUGAAGCUGCUCUUCUCCGUCGGGAUUUUCUUCACGUACGCCGUGCAGUUCUACGUGCCCGCCGAGAUCAUCAUCCCCCCCCUCGUGGCCCGGGUGUCGGAGCGCUGGGGCUGGGUGGUCAACCUGCUCCUCAGGGUGGCCCUGGUCUGUGUCACAUGCGUGCUGGCCAUCCUCGUCCCGCGCCUGGACCUCGUCAUCUCCCUGGUGGGCUCCGUCAGCAGCAGCGCCCUGGCUCUCAUCUUCCCCCCGCUGCUGGAGAUCGCCACCUACUACGCCGAGGGCAUCCACCCCCUCGUCCUCGCCAAGGACAUCGCCAUCAGCCUCUUCGGCUUCGUGGGCUUUGUGGUGGGGACGUACGAGGCGCUGGUGGAGCUGGCGGCGCCCGCCACCACCAUCGUCAACGCCACCAGUGUCGCGGUGCAGUGACGGCCCCCCCGCCCCGCGUGCCGUGCUGGGGGCGCGCAGGCACCGGGCGCUGCUCUCCUGGGAAGGGCCUCCCUCUCCCCUCUGCUCUCGGGGAGUGUGGUGGGUUUGGUCUGCGAGAGGACGGGGCUGCCCGCCGUCAG
Molecule: messenger RNA, 1589 nt
Organism: Myiozetetes cayanensis
Lineage: Eukaryota; Metazoa; Chordata; Aves; Passeriformes; Tyrannidae
Product: proton-coupled amino acid transporter 1-like
Biological process (GO): proton transmembrane transport; glycine transport; L-alanine transport
Cellular component (GO): vacuolar membrane
Molecular function (GO): glycine transmembrane transporter activity; amino acid:proton symporter activity; L-proline transmembrane transporter activity
Source: RefSeq, a predicted model, not a curated record